Messenger RNA from Lactuca saligna, 549 nucleotides. NCBI's taxonomy places the organism in Eukaryota, Viridiplantae, Streptophyta, Magnoliopsida, Asterales, Asteraceae. The record is from the annotation of a GenBank genome assembly.
AUGACGUCGCAGUUAGAUAGAGUAUCAAACCUCUACUUUGGUUCACCAGGAAACCCACUUGAAGUACGUGUAUUGCCAAGAUGGACAUUUCAUUUUAGGAAAAACGUGUUAUGGUUCAUUGUCGUUGACAAAUAUGGAGAGGUAAUUCAACUACUUGAAGAAAAGGAAAAUCAGGCACAUGCUGAAUCUAAAUUGUCACUUGGACAGUGGUAUCGCAUUACAGACUACACAUGCACCACCCCUGACAAUUACAAGGUUUCGGCAAUUUUAACGGAUAUCACAGACUCAGCAACAAUCUUCAUGACUGACGAGGCCGCGCGUGCCCUAACAAACAUCAGUUCACAAGAUAUCAUCAACAUGUAUCCUAAUGAAGACAUGAAAAAGCUACCACCACCACUUCAGAAAUCUAAAGGUUCAACCAAAAAUGUCUAUAUACAAUGUAAAAAUCCAUCCUCCGCCAAUAACAUACGCUUUGCAAUCACAUCAACAACCAAUAUUGGAAGUACAAAGUCCACAUUGACAUCAUCAGCAAAUGUAAUGUACCAGUAA